Molecule: messenger RNA, 419 nt
Organism: Styela clava
Lineage: Eukaryota; Metazoa; Chordata; Ascidiacea; Stolidobranchia; Styelidae
Source: RefSeq, a predicted model, not a curated record
UAUUUAUACCAUGGGGAUAUUUUUCAAAUUAUUGCUGCUAACAACAGUGUUGGCAUUUACACUGGAGCAUACCAGUGCAACUUUAAUACAGAAGAAACAUAACAAAACAUCGAUUGCAAAAAAGUUCAGAAAGCAAGUAAAAAUAGUUCUGAAUUGCACUAAAUACUGUGAAUGGAAUCAUUACAUCCGCAGAUACUUAGGAAGAUGCAUGUUCAAAGACAAUAAAGAUUUAUGUAAACUUUGUCGAAGACUCGGAUGCAAGUCAGGAACUAUAUUUGGUGACGAAUCGUGGACAGAUGAUGACGAAUUUUUACUUUAUUAAAUUAACAUUCUGCAUGAAAUUUACUUUAAGUAUGAAGAUUAGUAAAAUUUAGAACAAUAAAUCAUCUGAUUAUUUUAUUUUGUGCAUAGCGUAAUUU